AUGGCCGCCGACAAGCAGCACCCACCUCCAAUCACGCUCUUCUGCUACCCGGGCUCGCCCUACAGCAGGCGCAUCAGCUGGUACCUCGACCUGCGACGCAUCCCGUACGCCACGUCCAUCCAACCGCCGAUCCUGCCUCGCCCGCUCCUCCAGGACGGCUUGCGCCUGCGCUACCGCCGCAUCCCCGUGCUCGCCGUCGGCGGCUCCGUGCUCUGCGACACGCGCCUCAUCCUCGCCAAGCUCGACCGGCUCUUCCCGCCGUCAGAGCAGCAUCCGGCCCUGCUGCCCACUGGCCCCGCUGUGGGUGGCCUUGCCAAGAUGCUGGAGCACUGGACGACGGCCAGCGCUGACGGUUUGUUCGUUCUUGUCGUCGGCCUCAUACCGCCGCAGUCGCCGAUGCUGAGCGACCCGGCCUUCCUGCGCGACCGCGAGGAGCUGCUGGGCGGUGGCUUGAAGUUGGAUGGUGCUGACGUGGCGGCGAAGAGGCCUGCGUGCCGCGCGGCUAUCGAGGCGGCGAUGGGGGUCGUCGAGUCGACGUUUUUGGCAGAUGGGCGCGAGUGGUUGCUGGAUCGUGAGCAGGCGGCGGCGAUGGGGGGUGGGCCGAGCUUGGCGGAUUUGCAGGGCGUUUGGGUUUUCGACUGGUUGCUGUGCGAUCCGUUUCUGCAAGGCGCGUUGGGGAGCGAGGAGGAGGUGAGGGGUGUGGAGGAGAGGUUCCCGCGGACGGUGGCGUGGGUGAAGAGGUGGAGGGCGUGGUUGAAGGAGAAGGGGGCGUGGGAUGCGGAGAGGGAGGGGCCGAGGGGUGCGAUUAAGGACGAGGAGGUGCUCGAGAGGGUGUUUGGGAAUGCGUUUGUGGAGGACGGGGAGGAGGUUGUGUGGGAUGAGCAGAGUGCGCGGGUGGUCGGGCUGGAGAAGGGGCAGGUGGUGGAGGUUUUCCCGACGGAUUAUGGAUGCGCGCACAAGGACCAGGGCCGGUUGGUUGGGCUGGGAAUUGAUGAAGUGGUGAUUGAUGUGGAUGUUGAGGAGAGGGGGAAGGCUGUGAGGCUGCAUUUCCCGCGGACUGGCUUCUGCGUGCGUAAGGUGUAG
Messenger RNA from Lasiodiplodia theobromae, 1083 nucleotides. RefSeq lists its product as uncharacterized. NCBI's taxonomy places the organism in Eukaryota, Fungi, Ascomycota, Dothideomycetes, Botryosphaeriales, Botryosphaeriaceae. The transcript has a single exon. The record is from RefSeq and is a predicted model, not a curated record. The coding region runs from base 1 to 1083 and encodes 360 amino acids.